AUGCCCUUCACAGCGUAUCAGCAGUUAGCAAAGGAGGAACAGGGAGACGACCAUUCUGUGUCCUCUGUCCAAGGCCAAAGUUAUAUCACCUCCCGUUUUCUACCAUUCAACAUUGGCUUCUUCUGCCUUUCUCUGACCAUCUCGCUGUGGUCUGUUCGCCAUGUCUACUACCUGUCGCAUAAUGUGAACAAUAGCUUAUUAAAAGCCACAUCGACUUACUCACCCGUGUUCGAUCACCUCGAUAUGCCGCUCAGGACAAUCAAGUCCAACAACUCUUUUUGGCCACAAAACCCCCCCUCCAUCUUCCAGCUCCCACCCAGUCCUGAGGUCGACGCUGCCUGGGAGCGCAUCUCUGACACUCAUGCACUGGUGAUCCGUCGCGAGGAGCUGGUCCGGAUGGGCCGUGACCCAGCUGAGCAGUGGCCCUGGCCGAAGGAAUACGGCUAUGGUGAGGAUGCGUACAUGGGCUUACUUGAUGUUUUCCACCAGCUGCAUUGUCUAAAUGAGCUACGGAUGGCAGCAUAUCCAGACUACUACAAUAAAGCAGCUGAUGAGCAUGCUCAGAAUGCUCAUAAAGCAGCAGGAAAAGUUCAUUUUACUCGUGGCGGACACAAUCUCCAUUGCCAGUAUGCAUUACUGCAGUUUAUCCUCUGCCACGCAGAUGUUAGCGUUAUCACCUUCAACUAUGUCGAGGGUAUACGCGGCCCGAUGGCGGAUUUCAGCAUCAACCAUCAAUGCCGCGACUUUGACUCGCUACUGCAGUGGAAGCUAGACCAUCAGGUCAACGUGACGAAUGAGGAGUGGCAAUUAAUCAAUAGGGUGCCGGAGGGGACGCGUCAGCUGAGGGGCGAGGGGAGAGCAUGGCCGUUUGGGCAGGAGACAGAAAGUUGA
Messenger RNA from Talaromyces proteolyticus, 891 nucleotides. RefSeq lists its product as uncharacterized. Lineage: Eukaryota; Fungi; Ascomycota; Eurotiomycetes; Eurotiales; Trichocomaceae. Gene Ontology annotation, biological process: mycotoxin biosynthetic process. The transcript is spliced from 2 exons. The record is from RefSeq and is a predicted model, not a curated record. Bases 1 to 891 code for a protein of 296 amino acids.